This is a messenger RNA of Aedes albopictus (Asian tiger mosquito), 3067 nucleotides long. RefSeq names its product myotubularin-related protein 8 (gene Mtmr6). Gene Ontology annotation, biological process: phosphatidylinositol dephosphorylation. NCBI's taxonomy places the organism in Eukaryota, Metazoa, Arthropoda, Insecta, Diptera, Culicidae. The coding region runs from base 327 to 2576 and encodes 749 amino acids. Gene Ontology annotation, cellular component: cytoplasm; membrane. Gene Ontology annotation, molecular function: phosphatidylinositol-3,5-bisphosphate phosphatase activity; metal ion binding; phosphatidylinositol-3-phosphate phosphatase activity. The record is from RefSeq and is a predicted model, not a curated record. The transcript has 10 exons.
CUCAGUUCGAGUUUUCCACCCGCGUCGGUAAGACAAGUUCUCGGUGGCGCGCCGGAAUUGUGGUUCAAAUUACAUUUGUCUGUUCUUGUGUUGGUGCUUCAUUUUCUCACACCUCGGAGAUACAAAGGAUCCUGUGAGGCGGGAUUGGGUGCACUUGAGAACGCUGCUGUGCUGUUUACAAAUUACCAUCGAUUUUCCGCAUAGCGUAGAAUCUGUAUUUUCCCCUAGCACAAGUAAUUUGCAAUUGUGAUGGGCUCAAGUGAAUAAGGUGCAUUGAUUUAGUGCUCUCGUGGCGUUUACACCUGCGAAAGGAAGUUGAAUGAACUAUGGCUGAGCCAUUAUCUCCAUCCCAGUCGUCGUUUAAGCAAAAUUUCGAUCUCGUGACCCCGGAGUUUGAGGAAGAUCCCAAAGUGCUGUGGGGCGUUCCCGUUCCACCGUUUGUCUCCGACAAAGUGGUCUCGUGGGUAGAGGAAAACUUUCCCAGUCCACCACCGCAGUUUAUUGAAUUUCAAGGACUAAAUGUGUUACGAAAGAUCGAAAAUGUGCGAAUGAUAGACAGAUACAACAGCAAAAAUCCAACGGUGGGGGUGUUGUACCUCACGGCAACACAUCUUAUUUUCGUCGACCCGGAUGUCAACAAGGAAACAUGGGUUUUGUACAUGCACAUUGCCAGUGUGGAGAAGCUUCCGCUGAGCACAACUGGCUCUCCACUGCUCAUACGCUGCAAGACGUUUUUGUCUAUCACGUUUGUCAUUCCCAAAGAACGUGAGUGCCAUGAUGUGUAUACAACACUGAUGAAACUAUACCAGCCGGUAAACAUCAAGAAUCUCUACUGCUUCCAAUAUACGUCCCACGCCAAAGAGUUGCCAAAGACGGUCGGGUGGGAUUAUUUCAAACUGGAGAACGAAUUCAAACGUAUGCGGACCCCCAACGACCACUGGAGCCUUUGUACGCUGAACCAAAACUACGAACUGUGCGACACCUACCCCCAGCAGCUGUACGUGCCUUCUGAGGCGAGCACCGCAAUGCUGCUUGGUAGUUCUCGCUUCCGGUCUAAGGGGCGCCUUCCGGCGUUGACCUAUUUACACUCAAACAGGGCAUCGAUUUGUCGCUGCAGCCAACCGCUAUCCGGGUUUAGCGCCCGCUGCUUGGAGGACGAACAAAUGUUGGAAGCGAUAAGAAAGACCAAUCCCAACUGUGGAUUCAUGUACGUCGUGGACACUAGACCAAGGAUUAAUGCGAUGGCAAACCGUGCGGCCGGAAAGGGAUAUGAGAAUGAGGCAAACUACGAGAAUAUCAAAUUCCAGUUCCUCGGCAUCGAAAACAUUCACAUAAUGCGAACAAGCUUGCAGAAAGUCAUCGAAUGUUGCGAACAGAAAUCACCCACCAUGAAUAGUUUUCUGAGCGCACUUGAGUCUUCCGGUUGGCUUAAGCAUAUACGGUCAAUAUUGGAUACAUCUAGCUUUAUUGCGAAUGCCGUCGACAAGGGAAUUUCCGUUGUUGUACAUUGCUCCGACGGGUGGGACCGUACCGCACAAGUUUGCUCGUUGGCAGCGCUCAUGUUGGAUCCGUAUUAUCGCACUAUCAAAGGAUUUCAAGCACUUAUCGAAAAAGACUGGCUAGCAUUUGGACACAAGUUUAGCGACCGUUGUGGACAUAUCCAAAACGACCCUAAGGAGGUUUCCCCUGUUUUUACCCAACUGUUGGACUGCACCUGGCAAUUGAUGCAACAGCGCAACGAUGCGUUCGAGUUUAACGAGCGCUUUUUGCUCAUUCUGCACGAUCACGUUAUGUCCUGUCAAUUUGGAACGUUUGUCGGUAACUGCGAAAAGGAUCGCCUGGAUCUACGGUUGUCGGAGAAGACGUUCUCUCUGUGGGGCUACAUGUCCAAUCAUUUGAAUGAAUACAUCAACCCACUGUACCGACCGGAAAUGGACGAAACCAUACGGCCAAAUUUAGCGCCCCAGUGUAUAAAGUUCUGGCGGGGAAUGUACAGUCGGUUCGAGAGUGGAAUUCACCCGCGGGAACCCUUGGAGGAUAUGUUGAUUGCCAGCAAGGACCAUUCAACGUCUCUGGAUGACCAUGUGCAGUUACUAACUAGGCGCAUUAACAGCUUUAAAAACAUGAUUUCAAAAUCGGCAAAACGAUUACAGGGCAGUAAGUACGUAGACAACCGUACCAUUGAGGUAAAUGAUAAUCGCUACAAUUACGAUAAGAGACUGAGCGAGUUGUCCUCCGCCGAUGACGAUCAUCCACUCAAGACUUCCAACUUUUCCUUCUCCAAUCUCUCGUCGACCGAGUGCAACGAGAACAUCGUAGACGCAAACAAGGUUACAGAGGAAAUGGACUCCGUUGCCAUCGAGUGGAAGCCUCUCAGGAGCGUAUCCAACUGUCCCUCCUGCUCGGUGCCAUUCGACCAGAUCACCAGAAAGCAGAACCACUGUUGGAGGUGCGGCGGAGUGUACUGCAGUCGCUGCAUUGACAAAUCACUCGCACUGGCUGGCCAUGAUAGUGGCAACGUGGUUCCGGUUUGUAAGAACUGCUAUCGCGUCGCGACUCAGGUUAGUCCUACUUAAGCGUUUCCAAUUUGCGACCCCCCACUGUACCUUAUUCCCAUGUUGUAGCUUAUCUUCAGUUUUUGUCAAUGUUUUGUAAAUGAAUAAGCAUAUAUAUAUAUUAAUGUAGGAUUGGAAUUAUGAAGAGAGUCUGUUAUAUUUAUUUCUUUUUUUUUUUUGAGUUACACAACAAAAAUACAUAAAAAUAGCAAAGAAAAUGUGAUGCAUCAGAAAAAAAUUAAGAUUAACUAGAUUAACAAUCUUACAAUUCAUCUUUCUCCACUAUUUAUUUUACUAUAUAAGAAAGUAUAAAACAUGUAGGUGCCGUAAAACGAAGUAUUAUUGAUAACAUUGAUCGGCUUGACCGAUUUUUAUUUGAAUCAGCUUCUGCCCACGAAUGGUAUUUCGUAAUUUGCUAUUAUCUGUUAAAUGACAUGGAAAUCAAGAAAAUUGUAUUUCAUAAACAUUAAAAUAAAUCGAUUUUUCUUCAACUGUGUUUCGUAACGCAAUGA